Saccostrea echinata is the source of this 985-nucleotide messenger RNA. RefSeq lists its product as uncharacterized. NCBI's taxonomy places the organism in Eukaryota, Metazoa, Mollusca, Bivalvia, Ostreida, Ostreidae. The coding region runs from base 18 to 875 and encodes 285 amino acids. The transcript has 4 exons. The record is from RefSeq and is a predicted model, not a curated record.
UUGAAAAUAAUCUGAAAAUGAUUGAACUUCUGAUGCUGACGCUGAUCCCCGGUGCUCUAGGGCACGGCUAUCUCCAGGAUCCCCCCUCACGAUCCAGUAUGUGGAGGUUCGGGUUUAACACGCCCCACAACUACGACGACAACCAACUGUUCUGCGGAGGAUUUGAUAGGCAAUGGAAUAAAAAUGGCGGGAAAUGUGGAAUCUGUGGUGAUCCCUGGGAUGGUGUACGUGAAAACGAGGCUGGAGGUCGCUAUGCAACUGGAAUAAUAAGCAAAAGAUACACUGAGGGACAAAUCAUUGACGUUAAAGUGAAAAUCACCGCCUCUCAUUUAGGAUAUUUCGAAUUCCGCUUAUGCCCGAACAACAAUGUUCAUAAGCCUGCAACACAGGCUUGUUUAGAUCAGUAUGUCCUUCAUCAACCUUCUGGGAGUGUUCGAUUCAUGGAACAGGGACGUCCCCAGAUCUACUCAAUAAAGCUCAAACUUCCAAGAGGACUCACGUGUUCACAAUGUGUUCUACAAUGGAAAUAUAACGCUGGUAACAGUUAUGGAGUUUCCUCAUACGGACAGACAUGUAAAGGAUGCGGCCAGCAGGAACAAUUUUACGGCUGUGCAGACAUCGCUAUCGGCCACUCCGAGACUGGGUCCCAACAGAGCGGAAGUUAUCAGCCGUACGUUCCAAACAACGUGGCGGUGCGUCCCCAGCUCCCUCUGGCGGUUGUCGGUGGCAGUUCGACGACUUGUACCGCUGCACCAGCAUUCAGAAGGAUCAACCAACAGGCCGCUGAUAACUGGUGCAUAAGUAACUGUCGAAGGGGAAACUGUCCGCCAUUUUAUUGUAACUCAGCAUGUCAAAGUUUACGUGUGUAUGGUUAAUAUUCGCGUUCCUGUACUUUGGUAUAUACUAGUAACGAACCAGUAUUUUCAAAGUACUAAGUGCCUGUUCUAGUCUUUCAUUUUAUGCUACAAUCAAUAUUUAAUUUUUA